Molecule: messenger RNA, 1236 nt
Organism: Triticum dicoccoides
Lineage: Eukaryota; Viridiplantae; Streptophyta; Magnoliopsida; Poales; Poaceae
Product: myb-related protein MYBAS1-like
Exons: 2
Coding region: 153-953 (266 amino acids)
Biological process (GO): regulation of DNA-templated transcription
Cellular component (GO): nucleus
Molecular function (GO): DNA-binding transcription factor activity; sequence-specific DNA binding
Source: RefSeq, a predicted model, not a curated record
UGGCUUCCUCUCACUACUACCAACCUUCUUCCCAUCAGGCUGGAGUUCAUCAAGGAUCUAAGCCUGAAACUGGAGCCCACAAGCACACAGAGGAGGAAGAGCAACAAGGCUGGCUCCCAGCCCAUCCAAGGUAGAAGCGAACAACGUUAGAGAUGGUGACAGUGCAAGAUGAGAUGCGCAAGGGGCCAUGGACAGAGCAGGAAGACCUGCAACUGGUAUGCACUGUCCGCCUGUUCGGUGACCGCCGCUGGGAUUUCGUUGCCAAAGUCUCAGGCCUUAACAGGACAGGCAAAAGCUGCCGCCUCCGGUGGGUCAACUACCUCCACCCUGGCCUCAAGCAUGGGUGCAUGUCACCACAAGAGGAACACCUUAUUAUUGAGCUCCAUGCUCGAUGGGGUAACAGGUUUGAUACAAAAGAAGACCUUACUAAAGCAGCUUUUUUUCAUCUACAACAGAUGAAACGCACUAACACCCUCUCUAUGUAUAGGUGGUCUAGAAUAGCACGCAGACUGCCAGGGCGUACGGACAAUGAGAUUAAGAACUACUGGAGGACACACAUGAGGAAGAAAGCACAAGAGAGGAAGAUAGACAUGUCACCUUCUUCCUCCUCAUCAUCAUUUACAUACCAAUCCUGCCUCCUUGAAACUGCACCAAUAAUCAGGAUGGAUGGAGGCAGCACUCAUAAUGGCACAACCUGCUUCUCAAGUGUACUUAAGAGCAACCAGAGUGUCAUGGAUGGAUAUUCUAUGGACCAGAUAUGGAAGGAGAUCGAGGCACCGGCCAUGCUGCCUAUUGAUGAUAAAGCAUGCAGCAAUCUCCCAUGUCCUCUGCUGCCAUCUCCUAUGGGAGAUCGCUACUGCCCUCCUGAGGUAGUCUGGAAGAUGGACAAUGGUGAUCUCAAGAUGUUAGCUCCACAAUUUGGUUAUGGUAAUGGAGAACGUUCCUGCUAUUGAAGGUUCAAGCUGUCAGGAUCGAGGUCAGGUUACUAAGAUACAUAUAUAUGCUUAACAGAUUUCCACUACCUAUGUAGCUAUGUCUGCAUAUACAUAUAUAUGCUUGCCGGAAUUGCCAGUAGCUAUGUUUGCAUUAGUAUGGAGGGUGAUCUAAAUAUUUACAAAUCUACUGUAACAUUGUAGAUUUUCAGGUCUGCUUAUGAUGUGUGUGCCUAUGUAGUGUGUAAAAUAGCUUAUGUCUCUUGCCCUUCACAGAAUGGAAUACAAGAGCAACUUAUAUGCA